AUGUCAGAUGGCAAAGAUGGCAGUUCUUCCUCUCAUUCUCAGUUGAGUAUUCGUUGUUUUCACGAAUUGCUUGAUUCUAUCAUCGCGGAUGUGGCUUCGGAGUGUCACCGGGUUGCUCGGCUUGGACUUGACCGGGGGUUGGAUGAGGAGGAGGAGGAGUUGAGGCUAUCGGAGGAGGCCCGGGCGAGCGCCGCCGAUCCGAGCAGCAGCGGUGAAGUGGGUUGCAAGUAUGUUGUUGAUAUAUUCGGGCAGACGCAUCCUGCUGUUGCGGAUGAGAUCUUUGAGUGCAUGAAUUGCGGAAGGCCGAUCAUGGCUGGUCGAUUUGCUCCUCACUUGGAGAAGUGCAUGGGAAAGGGCCGGAAAGCUCGCCAAAGGACUACUAGAAGUAGUGCCAUUACAAGAAGCCGGAAUUCUCGUGGGAGUCCUGUCUCUGUAUAUGCUCCCUAUUCCAAUUCUACCAAUUCAGCCAGAGUUCCAAAUGGCACAACUGGUGGUGCUGGCGAGGAGUUUUCUGAUUGUGCAUUUGAAGCACCAUGAAUCUCUUGACCAAUGUGAGUACUGAUCUUCCUUGGCAAAAUGAAGUUGAGAUGUUUGUCCUCUGCAGAAUCCCUUAUAAGAUCAUGAAAAUGGAAUGCCAUCAUAUAAAGAAACAAUUGCGGUCAUCGGCAACUCACUUAGCAUAUUUCUGAGGUUUGUAAUACAAUUCAGCAAAUGUAGUUGUUGAUAUUUUGGGGAUAGAAGCUCCUCAUCACAGAAUUCUUGAUAAUGAAGAAAAUUUUGCCAACAUAAAGUUCUUUUCUGCAUAAUAGCAAUGUUUAAAUCCCUUCCAUGCUUUUCUUCUGUUAAUUGUAAAAGA
Molecule: messenger RNA, 856 nt
Organism: Dioscorea cayenensis subsp. rotundata (Guinea yam)
Lineage: Eukaryota; Viridiplantae; Streptophyta; Magnoliopsida; Dioscoreales; Dioscoreaceae
Product: SAGA-associated factor 11
Cellular component (GO): DUBm complex; SAGA-type complex
Source: RefSeq, a predicted model, not a curated record